Messenger RNA from Bactrocera dorsalis (oriental fruit fly), 5255 nucleotides. RefSeq lists its product as uncharacterized. NCBI's taxonomy places the organism in Eukaryota, Metazoa, Arthropoda, Insecta, Diptera, Tephritidae. The record is from RefSeq and is a predicted model, not a curated record. The coding region runs from base 924 to 2030 and encodes 368 amino acids. The transcript is spliced from 7 exons.
UUUUUUUAGUCACAAUCUAUACUUCUAACGGUUCGCAUGUUGCUUUGUCACGCUCGUCGCGAAAAUAAAGGCACACAGGCCAUUCUAGUGAAUAGUAAAUGUGUCGUCUAACUAAAGUUGCAAGUGCAAUAUUCACGUAAAACGAAAGUUGAAAGCGCUAAAUUCGUACAUAUUCUCAUGUAAAUAAAUGUGUUGGUGUGAAAAUAAAGCAGCACGAGAGGCAGGCGGUGUGUAAUGAGAGCAAUGGCAGUGCGAGACACCUCAACAAAUUGCGAUAAUGGCAACUAAAAAGUGCAAAAUUUGCAUAAAGUGAUAAAGUUGGCAAUUUGUGUGUGCCAAAAGCAAAAUGUCAUACUAGAAUGAGCCGAGCAAAUUACGAAAAAUGUGAAUUGAACGCGCGCAUAUUUGUGCUUGGGUUCAUGCUUAAGCAUUUUGUCGCCUGGCCUUUUGCUUUUCACGCCGCCAGCCUUUCCCUCGCCGCUGUGCUUCUCGAAUACCACAACUUAUUAUAUGCGAUAAUUAAAUACUUUUUUAUUACAAAGUGAUUAUUAAUAACAAAUGUGCACAACAACUUAAUACAAGCACUUAAGUACACAUAAGCGGACGAACCUACAUACAAUUAUGUUUAUUAUACAGUUAAGUGUGUACUUACCAAAGGACAUCAUCGAGUGAAAUUAAUUGUUGCUCCUCAACAAGCAAAUGUAGCAGGACUAAUUUAUUCACAAAUUUGUUAUUGUGCCACAACACAAGCACAUGCAUACAAUCACCCACACAAAUACAUGCAUAUACAAGUGCAUGUUUCAUGAACAUGUGCGUAAGUGCGUCAAAAGUAGUGUUAUGUAUUAAUUAUACGCACAUGUGCUAGUGGGAAAGGUGUGUCAGUGUACGUGUGGGUCUGUAAGGCAGCAAAAGCGAGCAGAAAAAUGAGUUGUGAACAACAUCAUCAGCAGCAACGGCAUAUACAUCAUCAGCAACAACAUCAACAACAGCAUCAUCCUCAUGAACAUUAUCAGAGUCGACCGUAUCAGUGCAGACAACAACAGUUACAAAAGCCAAAAUGCGCACAUCAACAGUAUAGUCAAUACCAAGAACAUCAUCAGCAACACCUCAGUUGUUACACACAACAGGCACAUCACCAAUAUCAGCUAUGGUUUAUUAUCUCUGCGAUAUUGUUCUUAAUCGACAUAUCCAACUCGCUCACGAUGACGGAAGUGAAAAUACCCAAUCACAUAAUGCGAUUCAAAAGCGCGGUACUCGGCUGCCGCUACAAUUUGGACGGCGAGUCAUUGUACUCGGUGAAAUGGUACAAGGAUGGGCAUGAGUUUUACCGUUAUGUGCCGCGCGAUAAGCCGCCAGGACAAGCAUUUCCAUUGCCCGGUGUCAAUGUGGAUGUUCGCAAUUCAACAGAUACAAAAGUGACACUGCGGCGCGUCACACUGAUGUCGACAGGAGUCUACAAAUGCGAAGUUUCCGGUGAAGCACCAGCAUUCAACACAGUUUCCGAAUCCGAGACGAUGACCGUUGUCAUGACACCCAACCAUGGUCCAAAAGUCACCGGUGGUCGCCUGAGCUACCAAAUAGGGGAUGUUAUUCGCAUGAACUGCACCUCUGGACCAUCCAAACCAGUCUGUCAUCUCAGCUGGUUCAUCAAUGGUGAACCGGCAAAUCGAUCAUAUCUCAAACAAUAUGAGAAAUAUGUGGUCGGCCGUGAGGGGCUCGAAAUGGCGCGGCUAGGAUUGGAAUUCCGUGUGAAGGGUAUCCAUUUUCAAGAUGGCGAAAUAAAAAUGAAAUGCGUGGCCAAAAUCUCCUCCCUGUACUUUCAAAGCAAUGAGGCAAGUGUGCAAAGUGAUCGACAGCAUCGUGCACCGGCGCUGGAAUCACGUGAAACAAUUGCAGCCAAAUCGCGUGCACAUGGUUCCUCCUCGGCAAAGCCACGUUCUCACACCACAUUGCAACAAUUACGUCUGGCAACACUACUGAGCUUAUUAACGGCAUUUUGUACUUCAAGCUACAGCAUAUCUUUAAGAUAACUAAUUUAAAUUAAUUUCUUAGUACACUGUGUAGGUGACAGUAACACCUGGAAAGAUAUAACAGCGUUGUCUUUAAUAACAACGGUAAAAAUAAAUUAAAAAGGACACAUAUCCUAUGCCAAAUUAAAAAUCCUGCAUUUAGUUGUUAGACUUAGAAUUAUGCAUAAACUCAACAAGAAAUGAAAAUCUUAUUUGUAAAUAAACAGAAACUUAAACUUAAUGAAAAUUUAUAUAUAAUUAAUUUAGUAAUUAGUUUAUGAAUAGAAAAUUAUUUAAAUAAUUUUGCAAAAAUAAUGAAAACAUUUGUUAAAGUUAGAUUUACGAUAUUUGUAUACAAAAGAGAGUGUAUACACUUUUUCUCAUAAAAGAAACUUGGAAACUUAUCAAUAUGUAAGUACGAUAUAUCUACUAAAGUAAAGUAAAGCACAGACCUUUACUAACAGAAACACGCAGUAUUGAGAGGCAUGAACAAUUUGAAAUCAAAUAAAAAACUACAAAAAAUCAUAACUCUACAUUUUAAGUCCAAUUGAUAGUUCUAAACCUCAGUAGGUUACUUAAGAGCAAAAUAAUUCAAAAUCAGUACGAGAAAAGAGUGCACUAUAAAUAUGUAUAAUAUACAUAUAUAUAUUUAUGUAUGUGUGUGUAAAUUCAGCUAAACUGCAAAAGAAAUUAACUGCUAGAAAUAACCUUGUUGCGAAUUUACAUUUCCGGUUUUUAUUAACUUUGUACUAUACUUAUGGCAAGUGCUUAAGUUUAUACAAUAUAAGUACUAUAUAAUAUUAUGCCCUCUAUCAAAUCAGUUAUAGAAUAUUAAAAUCACGAUCAAAUGGAAUACAUGUUUUUCAUAGAGGUCGCUCUAAGUUCUGCUACUUUCUCAGUUAGAAAUUGUAAAGUUUUAUUAACCAAAUUUGUAAUUCAAUUAUUUCAUUAUUUAAACUUAAUGAAAAUUUGGUUGCUACUAAACGAGCAGUUCAUUCCAUAUAAGUCUCAAAAAUUAUAAAAUCCUAAUAAGAGAACGCUGAUCUUCAUGAGAGUGUUAAGGAAGAUUAGGGAAUGAAGCCAUUAAAAAUUCUCUAGAUCUAAUAGGCACUGAGAAAUGAAUUACGUUUUAUGAAAUUGGGUUGUACCCUGUUCAGUUAUAGGCGUGGAUUGGUUGUAUAUUUGAAAAGUUGUGCAAAAUGCCAAAUAAUCAGAAAAAAUUAACACGUGACCAAAAAAUUCACUUCCGAAAAGUUAUUUUCUCGGUAAAUAGCAGCUAUAAUUAUUCUUUUUUUUUAUUAAAAAUACGAGAAUAGUGAGGUUUUGGAGCAUAUAAAGGGAUCAGAUUGUCCACGAAGGUCAACUGAGAGAAUAGAAAAAUUACUGUGGCGGAAAACUUUAAGCGACCGCCUUAAAAGUGAACUUUCUAGUAGGGCAAAAAUGUAAAAUCUAAACCAAGUGGGUCUAAAGUGCGAAACCAUGUGCCAACGGCUUAGAGAUGAGGCUUUGUAUGGAAAACGCCCUACUAAAAAGCCACUAUUCAGAGAAAAAAUGAAGGCUGAAUGGCGUUCCGAGUCAAAAAGUACCAAAAUUGGGAUCAAAAUGAUUGCUAACUGUUUAGAUGGUCUAAUUUGCUAAGCUCACAAAAUUUGCUUUACAUGCGCCGUUUAGGUAGUUAGCGGUUUCCUCAAAGACAAAUUAUUUAGGGCUACUUUUCAUACCAUGUUUUGGGACCUCUACACCUUGUUGAUGGGAUAACUAAUGUAUACAAAUUUGCGACAGAAGUUAAGAACUUUUUAGUACCAGCAAUUGAAGAGCAUUAUCAUUAAACGGAUCGCCUUAUCUUCCAGGGUAACUCUGGAAGUGGCUAAGUUUUGACUAGAAACAAAUCAUGUAUAAAAUAUCUAUACAACUUUGGUGUAUAUGAUCUCGUUCAAAUCGAAGUUUUAUUUUUAGUUGGCCAAUACUUUUAACUAUGCAACUAACUAUAAAUGCUUGGAUUAUCCUGGAAACUAUUUAACACUUCUGACAUAUAAUAAAGUUUGAAGUUACUAAAAGAAGCUAACAAAUACAAUUUGAUACUGAUUUUAGAACUGAUUUGGUAUGGCACCGUUAUAAAUAAAUCAAUUGAGGUCCUAGUGAGUUUCAUGCUUCCAAAAAUUAAGACAGUUAUUGAGUCUAAAAGAAGAAUGACUCGUUAUUAGUAGAGCCUAUUGUGAAUUCCAUAUUUCUACCGUUAGUGGAGAAUAUGAUUUAGUCGCUUUAAACUAACUUCAUAUUGCUUUCUUUUAAUUAAUGAUUAUGAAUUAAUGAAUAUCAUGGAAUGUACAUUUUUCUAAUUUUGUUUAAUUAAUUGGUUAUUCCUUAUAAAAGCCAUUUUGGAAAAAAAUUUUGUGGAUGACUAAUUAACACUAUGUGGCCAAGCCAAUAAAAAUGGGAAUUUAUAAACUAGUUGCUCAUGUGAUCUUAUCUCUAUUUUAUUUGGUAAUGCGUAAGGCUUUAUGGGAGUAUACCAAAUUCGGAAGUCACAGCGACCAAAAUUCUGAAUUUUAUUUUCCGACCUUGUUUUAGAGGAAAACCAGGCAGAUUCGCAAUAUUUAUUCGGCUGUUCCAUUUUAUUUUUCCAACUGUAUACUAUUUCCACGUUGACUGGUUACCGAACUAGUCCCCUUUUUUGUUUAUACUAUAUUAGUCCGACGUAUUUUGGUGAGAUGCAUUUCUCAUUAAAUGAAAAAAGGUUUCCAUGCUUGAACUUGAUUUACGAAAAGUGACCCGCUUCUUGAUGUGAAAAGAUAGUGUGCAAAUUUUAGAUCGAUUUCUCAGAAUAACAUGGCUAAGUCGACUCAGCUCAACAUGCUAAUAAUUUAUACACGUAUCGAUUUUAUAGGGUCUCCGACAUUUUCUUGUAGGUUUUACGAACUUCAUGGCAGACUUAAUAUUAGAGUAUAUAGAAAGAUAUAUAAAAACAAUAUAGUAAAGAUUUAAAAGAGCCAAGUUUCCCUUCCGAUUUCGAAUGCUUUGACUAUUUAGAUUUACUAAGUCAAUUCAACCAUUAUUGAAUAUAUAUUUUGCAAAAGAUACACACUAUGAAUGAUAUGUUUUAUGGAAGUAAGAAUUGUAACCCCUUGACAGUAUUAUUAUAUAUAUGUAUGUUAUUGGACCUAAUUGGGAGACUAUUUAUUCCCUCAAGAUCAUAUUCUCCUGAAUUGUUAUAGCAAUCUCAAUUGUCUAAUAUCUAGAAUAUCU